Molecule: messenger RNA, 324 nt
Organism: Cuscuta epithymum
Lineage: Eukaryota; Viridiplantae; Streptophyta; Magnoliopsida; Solanales; Convolvulaceae
Source: the annotation of a GenBank genome assembly
CCCCCCUUCUUCCGAUAAUGAAGAUGAAGAUGAAGACAAUCUUGAAGUACAAACAAGGGAAAGGGUGCAACAAAUGUGUGUGAACAUUGAAGAAAUCAAAACAAGUCUUCAAAGGCUGGAGAAAAGGGUGGAUGAGCAGCUUGGUGGAGUAAAAGACCUGCUGCUUCAGGUUAUUGAUAAAGUCAACACUGCUUUACAGGAAAAGGGGGGUCCAUCUGCCCCAAGUCAUCAUGAAAAAGACACAGAAGUUUGUGCACCACAUGCUGAAGAUCAAAAUAUGUCUACACAUGGUGUUGACAAUGCAAGGACCGUGGGUGAAGGAGA